Lobosporangium transversale is the source of this 1310-nucleotide messenger RNA. RefSeq names its product ras guanine nucleotide exchange factor domain-containing protein. The transcript has 4 exons. The annotation marks the transcript as partial. The record is from RefSeq and is a predicted model, not a curated record. NCBI's taxonomy places the organism in Eukaryota, Fungi, Mortierellomycota, Mortierellomycetes, Mortierellales, Mortierellaceae.
AUGGAACAAGGCAUUGGUGAUGUUGAUGGUGAUGAAGGAACAUCAUCAUUAACACUGCUGCCACCACCUAAGCUCCCUCGAUAUUCCGAGGUCGGUGCUGGAGUGUUUGAUUAUUUAAAUGAUCGCCUGGAGGAACAUGAAAGCUCAGACGCAAUCGUGUAUGCUUCACUGAGUACUCCUUCGUCAGAUGCGCAAUUAAAUGCAUCUCCUUUGCGCACUAUCGCAGCAGCGACGGCCGCUAAGUUGGUUGAAAAGUUGACGCAUCAGUAUGGCAUUGAUGCAGGGUUUAUGAGUGAUUUCUUUCUGACAUAUCGAUUGUUCAUGCCUCCUGCACAGCUAUGCGAUUAUCUCAUUCAGCGUUAUUUAUGGGCUCUGGAAGGAAAUACAGAAGUGCGCUUUGUCGCUCGAGCACGGACGUUAGCCGUCUUUCGACACUGGGUGGACAACCAUUUUGCAGAUGACUUUUUGACCUCAAAGCUACUACGCUUCAAAUUGGCAUCGUUUCUUAAUGGGAUGCGCUCUCACCCAAAAGUUGAGGCCUCUGUUGAGGACUCGAAGACCAUUCAGAGCCUCAUUGAGUUUUUUAAGAGACGACGACAGUAUCACAAAGGUCUUGUAAAACAAAGCCUCAUGAUUGAACAAGGGCAGCAUUCCGUGCAGCCACAACAGCAACGAGAAGACCAGGAGUGCUGUAUUGGGCCAAUGGACCCAGCACCAACAGUAAUCCAACCAGUUAAUCCUACACGCGGUAUAAUGUUUUAUGAAAGCGACUCAAAAGCUGCUGAGGUUGAACAGCUGAAAAUCUCGAGUGCACAGAUCCCCGCACCUACCGAACAAGCGCUGGACAGGCCUGUUUCAGCAAGCGAUGAGGCUCCAAUGGCGAGCGAGGAUGCACCGACCAAAGGACGCCAUAGAGCUACCACCCUUGCAGGCACUAGUUCCGAGUCCAUGUUCAAUGAAAGAAAUAGCCUUCCUUCGAGCUUUAGGUCAAUAUUUUCAAAAGAGCCUCGGUCUUGGGCCAUGUCGAGAAGGAUGAGUGAAGGUGAAGCCAUUAUUGUACCGAGAGGAAGGCGAGCAUCCGCACCAUCAGUGAAAACUGGAAAAAGUAGCAGUACUUGGUCGACCAAGAUGACCAUGAGUAUCAGCAAGCUCCGUCAGAAGAGUGAAGACAUCUACCAGCAGAUUGUUAACCCAACAAUUUUCCCAGGAAGCAAAGUUUUGGUAGCAGAGGGUAAGAAAUGUGUAUGCUGGGGACCAGUUUAUACAGGAAUUACAGAUUAUUGCUUACCCAUUACUACACGCAAUCAUCC